CUGACUAUUUAUAUUUGUAGUUAUUACAGUAAUAGUAUUUUAAAUACAUCUAAAUUAUGUGUUAAGCUUGUGGUUUUUAAUUUCUAUAAAAUAUAUCUUGUGGAGGAAUGAAUAUAUUAUAAUUUAUAACUUGUUAAGACAAAAUGCACCAGUAAUAAUAUUUUCUUCAUAUUUCUACAAAAUAAGUAUUGGCUUUCCCCGAUAUGAUCCGCCAAGGAAGCAUUGAUGAUAUAAAUGCACAGCAAUUUCUAAAGAUUUCCAAUUAUGAAGAAACAGUUAGACAACUAGACAUAUACUAUGCUAUAGUUAAAAGACAAUUAUUGAGAUUUCAGAGCCCUAUAACUGGGUUGUUCCCAGUAUUGUCGUCAGAUCUACAUAUUGGAAGUGUAAGGGAUAGUAUUUAUUGUGCUGCUGCAGUUUGGGGAUUGUAUCAAGCCUAUAGACGGAUUGAUGAUGACAGAGGAAAAUCUCAUGAAUUAGGACAGAGCACAGUAAAAUGCAUGCGUGGAAUACUUGAAUGUUGGAUAAAGCAAUCAGCGAGAGUGGAGGCCUUUAAGACCAGACAGAGUGCUGCACAUGCCCUGCAUGUUAAGUUCCACCUUACCACUGGUGAGCCUGUGCUUAGUGAUGAGCAAUACCAUCAUCUCCAGAUUGAUGUGAUAUCACUCUAUCUGCUCUUUCUUGUUCAGAUGAUUACAUCUGGAUUGCAAAUCAUUUACACACAGGAUGAAGUAGCUUUUGUACAAAACUUAGUAUAUUAUGUGGAACGUGCAUAUCGCACACCCGACUAUGGUAUGUGGGAGAGGGGGACUAAAUACAAUGAUGGGAAACCAGAGAUUCAUGCCUCAUCUAUAGGCAUGGCUAAGGCGGCCUUGGAGGCCAUUAAUGGCUGCAACCUGUUCGGUGACAAGGGCGCGUCGUGGAGCGUGGUGUACGUGGACAUCGACGCGCACAACCGCAACCGGAGCAUCUUCGAGACCAUGCUACCCAGGGAAUCCAGUUCGAAGGGGGUCGAUGCGGCACUUCUGCCAACCAUAUCAUUUCCCGCGUUCGCCACUCACGAGGAACUAUUGCUACAAUUAACUAAAAGUAACAUAUUAAAACGCUUGCAAGGAAAAUAUGGAUUUAAAAGAUUCAGCCGAGACGGUUGCAAGUGUGUUUUAGAAGAUCCGAAUAGGAGAUACUAUAACGAAGGCGAGUUGAAGGAGUUCGAAGGUGUCGAGUCAGAAUGGCCACUUUUCUACGUGAUGAUGAUCAUUGACGGAGUUUUUCGAACAUUACCCGAUCAAGUUGAAGAGUACCAGAAGCUGUUAAAGUCUAGGAUAUAUAUGGAUGAGUACGGAGAUCCAGUAAUACCAUGGUACUACUACGUUCCGAAGGAGGGAAUCGAGAAUGAACGUAUUGAACCAUACUCCGUGCGGAGGCUGCCUGCCAACCAACCAGGUGACGAAGAAAAUAAAGAUACUGGUGGAUUGUUCCUGUGGGCGCAAUCGCUAUUCGUUAUAGCUCAGCUGCUAACGGAGGGCUUACUGCAUGUCAACGAGCUGGACCCCAUAAAACGGUACUUGCCCUCGUAUAACCGUCCAAGGCGCGCCGGACGCUAUUCAGCUUUCCAGGCAAAACCGGCAUUUGGUAUAGCAACAGACCUAGUGGUCCAAGUCGUUCUGAUCGCAGAAUCGAUGCGUCUCCAAGCAAUGUUGGGUACAUACGGGAUCCAAACGCAGACACCUCACGAAGUUGAACCUGUUCAGAUAUGCAGUUCUACACAACUCGUGCAUGUGUACAGAGAGCUGGGGGUGUGUGGGAAACUAAAGCUGACGGGCAGACCCAUACGACCAGUUGGCUCUCUCGGUACAAGCAAGAUUUACAGGGUGUGCGGUAUGACAGUGCUGUGUUACCCGCUAAUAUUUGAGGUGUCCGAGUUCUACUUGUACAGAGAUAUGGCGCUGCUUAUAGAUGAUAUAAAGACUGAGCUACAGUUUGUUGGCAAAUAUUGGCGCCUGUCAGGCCGUCCAACGGUGUGCCUGCUGGUUCGCGAGGAACACAUGAGAGACCCACACUUCAAGCAGAUGCUAGACCUUUUCGCGAUGCUCAAAAAAGGUCACUGCGACGGAGUCAAAGUCCGCCUCGGAAGGCUACAGAAUCUCAUUUCAAGUUCUUGCAUUGAACAUUUGGAUUUCAUGAGCCAAGGCGAGUUUCCCUCGGAGAUGUUCACGCAGUUCAAGCAGCUGCAACACGAUUACAUCGGCUACCAGUCGCUCACGGACGUGCCACGCACGCUCACGUACCGGGAACAGAACCUCGACCUGCAGGCCUACAGCCAGCGCUCCACCCCCGACGUGCUCGACGCGCUGCGCACCACCGACAACAUCUUCGCACAGAGCCAGCUCUGGGGCAUUCUGCUGGAGCGGGAAGGGCCCAUGUACGAGGUGAACGGGACAAGCACGCUGGAAGCGCUGAAGGCGCUGUACGGCAGCGCUGGCGUACUGCGCCACUGGCGCGCCGUGCGCUACUGCUCGUCGCUGCUGAGCCACACCGUGGACUCCAUCAGCCCCUUCAUCACCACCGUGCUCGUCAGUGGCAAGCAGUUAACCGUCGGUGUAAUCGGCCGCAAGGAGACAGUGUUCGACAAGCCUAUGACGCCCGGCGAGAUCCAGUCCGUCAUGUAUUCCACGAUACAGCCGUAUGACAUCAUCGGCGCUGUACUGCAACAGGAAAUAGUUCUCUACUGUGGUCGCCUGAUCGGUACCAAUCCAAACAUGUUCCGCGGAAUCCUCAAGAUCCGCGUGGGCUGGGUGUUGGAGGCGAUACGUAUAUAUCUGGACCUGUUCCCGGAGGAGAAGCGAGCGGACGCCACGCUCGAGAGCCUCUCGCCGUAUAAGCUACGGACAUUGCUACAAAAGGUGCUCACCGUGUCCGACUGGGCCGAAGAAAAGGGAUUGACGCCCUUGCAACGGAGACGAUUGGAGGGCUGUCUAUGUCGCGUCCCGAAACAUUUCUACGUGCAAGUGUGGGAUAUUUUACUGCGAACGCCUAACGGAAUCAUUGUUGAGGGGCACGCGAUCCCAGCGCAGCCGACGUUGGUGAACAUGUCGCGCUCGGAGCUGUCGUUCGCGCUGCUGGUGGAGGAGGCGCUGCUGCGCGUGCCGUCGGCCGAGCGGCGCCAGCUGUGCGUGGAGCUGCUGUGUGUGCUGGCCACCAUCCUGCGCCGCAACCCCGAGCUGUACCUACAGCAAGCGCUGCACCUCGACCGGCUGCUGGACGACGCAGACACCACCUAUGCCAAGGACAGCGGGCUGGCGCGCGGCUCGCUGGGCGCGGCGGCGCCGGGCGUGUCGCUGGGCUACCUGGCGCGCGCCGUCGUCAACUCCGUGCUGCAGGCCGCCGCCGCGCCGCCCUCCGCGCAGCACGACCACGAGUCCUGCCUCGUCGCCUAGCGCCUCUACACCUACACGAGUUCGUCAAAUGUUGUGACGGCUUUUGUCAUUUUAGCGGAAAUGUCUAUUUACUAUAUUUUAUUUUUAUUUGAAAGAGAAGUAAUUCGUGUUUAACGAACUGGUUACUUUAUUAAGUUAAUGAACUUUAUUUCUUUCGGCAAUUUUAUUAGACAAUAUUGAAAUAAAAUGGCAAUCAU
This is a messenger RNA of Nymphalis io (European peacock), 3634 nucleotides long. Its product is annotated as probable phosphorylase b kinase regulatory subunit beta. Gene Ontology annotation, molecular function: calmodulin binding. Gene Ontology annotation, cellular component: phosphorylase kinase complex. The record is from RefSeq and is a predicted model, not a curated record. The coding region runs from base 204 to 3437 and encodes 1077 amino acids. NCBI's taxonomy places the organism in Eukaryota, Metazoa, Arthropoda, Insecta, Lepidoptera, Nymphalidae. The transcript has 22 exons. Gene Ontology annotation, biological process: glycogen metabolic process.